AUGGGGAAGAGGAAGUUCAGCAGCCUGGAGAUCACGCUGAUCGUCCUCUUCUGCCUGGUGGUGAUCGUGGCCUGCGUCCUCAUCGGGCUCUUCGCGACAGGGCAAUCGGGAGUCAAAUCGAGCCAAUUUACUCCACAAUGCCCAGCUGUAGACUCGUCAGAGAGGAUCGACUGCAUCCCGGAUCAAGUAGCAACAAAGAACCUCUGCAACCUGCGCGGCUGCUGCUGGAGCCCCCAGAGUGACACCAGCGUGCCCUGGUGCUUCUUCUCUUCAAACCAUGGGUACAAAGUGGACGGCUCCAUGCGAACAACCCAAGCGGGAUUCCAGGCUACGUUAACAAGGCUGUCGUCACCUUCCCUCUUUGGAAACGAUAUCAACACCGUCCUCCUCACUGGAGAGUAUCAGACACAAAAUCGCUUCCGGUUCAAGAUCACUGAUCCUAACACCCAGAGAUUUGAAGUCCCCCACGAGAACGUGGGAGCCUUCAGCGGGUCCGCGGCCUCCGACUUAAAGUAUAAAGUCGACAUUAAGCACAAUCCCUUUGGCAUCACGGUGACCAGAGUAAGCAAUGGAAAAGUCCUGUUCAAUACCACCAUCGGGCCGCUGCAGUACGCGGAGCAGUAUUUACAGCUGUCCAUCAAACUGCCUAGCAGCAACAUCUACGGCGUGGGAGAGCACGUGCACAAGCAGUACCGGCACGACGUCAACUGGAAAACCUGGCCCAUGUUCAGCAGGGACAUCGGCCCCUCUGGGGACAUGCAUAACUUAUACGGAGUUCAGACUUUCUUCCUGUGUUUGGAAGACAGCACUGGAGCCUCUCUCGGUGUUUUCUUAAUGAAUAGCAACGCCAUGGAGUUUGAGGUGCAGCCCGCCCCGGCCGUGACUUACAGAACCAUCGGGGGAAUCCUUGAUUUCUACGUCUUCGUGGGGGACACGCCGGAGCAAGUGGUGCAGGAGUACCUGAAGCUGGUGGGGCUGCCCCUGCUUCCCGCCUACUGGAGCCUCGGCUUUCACCUUAUGCUGGACCAGUUGCCGGCUUGUGGGAGACGCGAGGCCCAAUACACUGACAUUGACUAUAUGGAAGAAAAGAAAGAUUUUACUUACGACAAAGUGAAAUUUCAAGAUCUCCCCAACUUCGCAGAUUAUAUGCAUGACUACGGACAAAAAUAUAUUAUCAUCUUGGAUCCUGCUAUUAGCACAGCUAAUCUAGCUGACGGUACAACGUAUGAAAGCUAUGCCAGGGGAGAGAGCAAAAAGGUUUGGAUUAAUGAAUCGGAUGGAGUAACACCAUUAAUUGGAGAGGUGUGGCCAGGAGCAACCGUGUUCCCAGACUACACCAAUCCCGACUGCACCAGCUGGUGGGUGGAGGAGUGCAGGUUAUUUCACAAUACGGUGCCCUACGAUGGGAUCUGGAUUGAUAUGAAUGAAGUAUCCAACUUUGUUCAAGGCUCAAAUAAGGGCUGUGAGCAGAACGACUUGAACUAUCCUCCCUUCACUCCCAACAUUCUUGAUAGGCUCAUGUUUUCCAAGACGCUCUGUAUGGACGCAGUGCAGAAGUGGGGGAAACAGUACGACGUCCACAGCCUUUUCGGCUAUUCCAUGACCCUAUCAACUAAACAAGCCAUCGAAACCGUGUUUCCAGGAAAACGGAGCUUCCUGCUUUCGAGGUCGACCUUUGCUGGGUCAGGAAAGCACGCAGGACACUGGCUGGGAGACAACGCGGCGCUAUGGGAUCACUUGAAAUGGGCGAUACCUGGGAUGCUGGAGUUUAACCUCUUUGGGAUUCCUUAUAUUGGAGCAGACAUUUGUGGUUUCUUUGAUAACACCACGGAAGAACUUUGCAGACGGUGGAUGCAAGUAGGAGCAUUUUAUCCAUUUUCCAGGAAUCACAACUCGGAACUAUACAUACCUCAGGAUCCAGCUGUUUUUGGGGCUGAUUCGCUUUUGGUGAAAACCUCAAAGCAUUACUUGAACAUUCGCUAUACUCUGCUGCCCUACCUGUAUACGCUCUUCUACAAAGCUCAUACUCAAGGAGACACAGUCGCGCGGCCCGUUUUGCACGAAUUUUAUUCUGAUGAAGCAACGUGGGGCGUUGACAGGCAGUUCCUGUGGGGUCCCGGACUACUCAUUACCGCUGUGCUCGACCCGGGCGUGGACGUCGUCCAGGCGUACAUCCCUGACGCCGUAUGGUACGAAUAUGAGACGGGGACAAAAAUCUCGUGGAGAAAACAGUGGGCUGACAUGUACCUGCCAGCAGACAAACUGGGGCUUCAUCUGAGGGGAGGCUACGUUUUCCCUUUCCAACAACCAGCUAACACAACAGUCAUAAGCCGCAAGAAUCCUAUGGGACUUAUCAUUGCCCUGGAUGAGAAUAACAGAGCAUCCGGGGACUUGUUCUGGGAUGAUGGAGAAUCCACAGGUACUGUCGAAAACAAAGCCUACAUUUACUAUGAGUUUAUAGUUUCUAAUAAUAGCCUACAAAUGAAUGUCAUAAACAAUGGCUACACUGAUCCAAACAACUUGAAGUUUGAAGAAAUCAAAAUAUUGGGGUUGCUCCUGGAACCAACAGAAGUUACUGUAACUGAGGGCAAUGUUCUGCAAAGUUCUUCUCACUCUAUCACCUACGAUCCUUCAGCCAAGGCUGCUCAUAUAACAGGGCUUCAGCUUCACCUGGGAAGAUCAUACAAGCUGCAAUGGAAUCAAGAAUCCAGCAUCAACGAAAGAUAUAAUUGUUACCCCAGCCCUAACGCGACGAAAGAGAAGUGUGAACAGCUCGGCUGUGUCUGGAACGAAGUAAUCUCGGACACGGAUAUUCCGUCCUGCUAUUACAGCGCCGACAACGCUUACUCUGUUGAUCAAGUGGAAUACGCCUCAGACGGUCUGGCAGCCAACCUCAUCCUAAACAACGUCAAUACCAAAGCUUACGAGAAUUCAACCUUACCAAUUGGUACCCUUCGCUUGGAGGUGAAAUAUCAUGACAACAACAUGCUGCAAUUCAAGAUUUAUGAUUACCAAAACAAACGAUAUGAGGUUCCAGUACCGCUAAAUCUCCCCAGCUCCCCUACGAGCACCGCUGAGGAUCGACUUUACGAAGUGUCUGUUCAGAGAAAACCCUUUGGGUUACAGAUUCGGCGCAAGAGCACAGGGACAGUUAUCUGGGAUUCUCAGCUACCCACCUUCACGUUCAGUGACAUGUUCAUUCAGAUAUCUACCCGCUUGGCAUCACAGUACAUAUAUGGAUUUGGUGAAACUGAACACACCAUGUUUCGGCGUAACAUGAGCUGGCACACCUGGGGAUUAUUCACAAGAGACCAGGCUCCGGCCUACAAGUUGAACUCAUAUGGUUUUCAGCCAUUUUAUAUGGCUCUUGAAGAAGAUGGCAAUGCCCAUGGAGUUCUCUUACUUAACAGCAAUGCAAUGGAUGUGACGUUCCAGCCCACGCCGGCUCUGACGUACCGCACGAUCGGGGGAAUCCUGGACUUCUACAUGGUGUUGGGCCCAACACCAGAGCAAGUUGUUCAGGAAUACACUGCACUGGUCGGACGACCAGUCAUGCCGGCCUACUGGUCCUUGGGAUUCCAGCUAUGCCGCUAUGGGUACAGAAACGACUCGGAAAUCGCUGAGCUGGUGAAUGCAAUGAAGGCAGCUGGCAUUCCCCAAGAUGUUCAAUAUUCAGAUAUUGAUUACAUGGAACGGCAGUUGGACUUCACCAUUGGCUCACGCUUUGCUGGAUUACCGGCUCUAAUUAACAAAAUAAAACAAGAGGGAAUGAGGUUUAUCAUUAUCUUGGACCCAGCCAUCUCAGGAAAUGAAACUGAUUAUCCCACCUUCACAAGAGGUUUGCAGAAGGAUGUCUUCAUGAAAUGGCCCGAUACCAAUGACAUCAUAUAUUCAAAGGUCUGGCCGUUUCUUCCCAACGUACAAGUUAAUGAGACACUGCCUGAGCAAACCCAAAUAGAGAUCUACGGAGCACACGCUGCUUUCCCAGACUUCUUCCGCAAUUCCACAGCUGAAUGGUGGAAGCAGGAAAUAGCCGAAUGCUACAACCACCCGACCAACGCCUCGAGAAGCUUGAAGUUUGAUGGCCUAUGGAUCGAUAUGAAUGAACCUGCAGCCUUUAUGAACGGUGCCAUCGGCGGUUGUAGAGAUCCCCACCUAAAUUUUCCACCGUAUAUGCCUCAUUUAGGAUACCAGUCAGAGGGAUUAAUUCGCAAAACUCCAUGCAUGGAAGGGCAGCAACAUCUUGCGGACGGUACCCCGGUCAGACACUACGACGUCCACAGUCUGUAUGGAUGGUCCCAAACAAAACCUACCCUCGAGGCUUUGCAGAGCGUCACGAAGGAGCGCGGCAUCAUCAUCACCCGGUCAACUUACCCCAGCAGCGGCCGGUGGGCAGGGCACUGGCUCGGGGAUAACACCGCGGCUUGGGAUCAGCUCACUAAAUCUAUUAUCGGUAUGAUGGAGUUCAGUCUCUUUGGAAUAUCUUAUACCGGAGCAGACAUCUGUGGCUUCUUCCAGGACUCGCAGUAUGAGCUGUGCCUUCGCUGGAUGCAGCUGGGUGCAUUUUACCCAUACUCCAGGAAUCACAACCAGAAGGGGACAAGGAGGCAAGAUCCUGUUUCCUGGAACUCGACGUUUGAACAGAUUUCCAAGCACGUGCUGAAUAUAAGAUAUACCCUGUUACCCUAUUUCUACACAUUAAUGUAUGAAGCCCAUGCCCAUGGAAGCACUGUGAUCCGCCCUGUCCUCCAUGAGUUUGUGGAAGACAGAACAACGUGGGACGUAUAUAAACAGUUUCUCUGGGGACCUGCCCUGCUCAUAAGCCCUGUACUGGAGCCAAAUGCUGUAACAGUGAAUGCUUACUUUCCCAAUGCCCGCUGGUAUGAUUACCACACCAAUGAACUUAUUGGCUUCAGGGGACAAUUUGGAAUUUUAUCAGCUCCUUUGGAACACAUCAACCUUCAUAUUCGAGGAGGCUACAUCCUUGCCUGGCAAAAUCCUGCUAACACAACUUUUUACAGUCGAAAAAAUCCAAUGGGACUUACUGUUGCUUUGAAUGACAGUCAGCUUGCACACGGACAGCUUUAUUGGGAUGAUGGGGUUCGCAUUAAUGCCUAUGAAGAUGGUGCAUAUUUGCUAACAUCAUUUACUGCUAACCAGAACGUUUUGGAGAUCAGCGUCGUGCACCACGGGUACGCUGACCCAAACAACUUAAUGUUUACUGAAAUCAGAAUCCUGGGAGUGAGCACAAGCGCCCAGCAGGUGACGGUAGCGCAGAACGGGGAAGCGAUCACCUCCGCGCACAGCGUGGCCUACAACAGCACAAGCCAGUGCAACAAAUUCUACCGUUACGUUCCAUUCACAGACAUCUUCAUCAUGGAAAGGAUGAUGAAAAGAGAGGCUUCAGCACCCACCUCGAUUCUUAUAGGACUUAAUUCAGCGUAUGAAAGUGUAAACUGGGUAGGAUCGCAGGAGGCCCCAAUCCAUCCAGAUGGUGAUUCAGUUUUGACACUUGUCAACCUGAAAGAUGGAGACAGAAGGUCAAAUGAGGAAGAUAUUGGUUCUUACCCCGUGCUGACACAAACUACACUGCCACAAUGA
Molecule: messenger RNA, 5601 nt
Organism: Struthio camelus australis
Lineage: Eukaryota; Metazoa; Chordata; Aves; Struthioniformes; Struthionidae
Source: RefSeq, a predicted model, not a curated record